UUUAUUUGAUUGCUUUGGUGGAGAGGCGCGGGGCUCGGGCUCCCGGCGCCCCACAGCUGGGGAGCGCACCCGCUACCCGGGGCGGAGGUGGGCCCCUCCGAAUGCCAGCGGGAGGCGGCGGCGGCCGCGGAGACCCCGGGGGAUGUGACAGCCGCCGGGGAGGGGCCGAGACGCGGACUACACGUUGCCCACGUGCCGGGACCAGACGGGGGCUCAGCCCCUAAGCUGCCUAGUGCGUGGGACGGCGGGGGCGCGCUUCGAGUCACCCCUUUAUCCCAGCUUCCCUGGCUCGGCAGAGACCGGCUUGGGGAUGCCCGGCCGCCCGGCCCCCUUCUCGGAACGCGGCGUGAGGAGCGAGACAGAGGAAAAGACCGAGGGGCGGCCGGCGAGUCCCAGCGCGAGCUGAGGGUGCCAGAGGUAGGGGCCAAGAAACAAAGUUCCGGGGCUCCCUGCGGGGCGCUGUCUGGGCCGCCCGUUUGGCCGCCCCCCUCUUCGCGAAGGCAAUGGCUUCCAAACUCCUGCGCGCGGUCAUCCUCGGGCCGCCCGGCUCGGGCAAGGGCACCGUGUGCCAGAGGAUCGCCCAGAACUUUGGCCUCCAGCAUCUCUCCAGCGGCCACUUCUUGCGGGAGAACAUCAAGGCCAACACCGAAGUUGGUGACAUGGCAAAACAGUACAUAGAGAAAGGUCUUUUGGUUCCAGAUCAUGUGAUCACACGCCUCAUGAUGUCAGAGUUGGAGAAUAGGCGCAGCCAGCCCUGGCUACUAGAUGGUUUUCCUAGGACAUUAGGACAGGCUGAAGCUCUGGACAAAAUCUGUGACCUGGACCUAGUGAUCAUUUUGAACAUUCCAUUUGAAACACUUAAAGAUCGUCUCAGCCGACGUUGGAUUCACCCUCCUAGCGGAAGGGUGUAUAACCUGGACUUCAAUCCACCUCAAGUACCUGGGACUGAUGACCUCACUGGAGAACCAUUAGUCCAGCAGGAGGAUGAUAAACCCAAAGCAGUUGCUGCCAGGCUCAGACAGUACAAGGAUGUGGCAAAGCCAGUCAUUGAAUUAUACAAGAGCCGAGGAGUGCUCCACCAAUUUUCUGGGACGGAGACUAACAAAAUCUGGCCCUAUGUUUACACGCUUUUCUCGAACAAGAUCACACCUAUUCAGUCCAAAGAAGCCUACUGACACUGCCCAAUGGAAGAAUCAGGAAGAUGUGGUCAUUCAUUCAAUCGUGUGUGUAGUAUUGGUGCUGUGUCCAAAUUAGAAGCUCGCUGUGAUAGCCUGCAGCAUCUUUUCUAGUUCAAAUGGUGAACUGACAGGAAAACUAAUGAGUAGAAAGAAUUCACGAAGAGGCCCUCCUCUGUCUUUCAAAAGAAUGGUCACCUACCUAUGUUGAAGGUGUCUCUGCACAUGUUUCAAGCCUCUCACAAGGAAGCAAGUACAGGCUGGAUUUGAAAUGAUAUAUACCCAGAGCUCUAGCUGAUUUUUGACAGCUAUGUUGUUGCUCUAGUAGUCUUUCUACACAUUAUGGUGGUGGUCUCCGGUUCUCCCCAUCCCCCCAAAGACUGUUGAACCAUAGUACCAGUAAGCCAGAGAAUGGCAAGAGCUCUAGUCCAGGCCUUCUCUGGUGUGUGCCCUCCUGGUGACAAUGAAAUUGAAGUUAAUUGCUCUCAGUCAUUGUUUCUCUGGUCUUGAGUGACUAUGUCCACAAUUCAUUUUUUCUGGUAGGAUUGACUCCUUCUUUUCUGCAAUCAUGCUCCAUAUAGAAUCUCCUUUUCAGACGUCCUGGGAUGAGAGGAUUUGGCUUCUAUUUUUUUAAGACUGUAUUUUUUACAUCUGUUUUGUCUCUUCCUAGGCUAUUAAAUAUAGGCUAUCCCUCUCAAGUUCUUCUAAGAACGGAGAGUGAGGGGACUAUAUUGAGUCUCUUCAUGUACCAGGAAUUGAGCUAUGCAGAGGGUCUUACUUAAACUUGCUUGUCUGACUCUCGUAAAUUGACCCUGCUUCUUUCUUUUAUUAUGAAAAAAUUAACCCCCUAAAAGUCUUUUGGGGACCCCCUAAAGUCUUUUGGGAAUACUCAAAAAAAAAAAAAAACCAUAGGAAAUAUUUACCUACAUAAAUGUUGAAAGAUUAUAUCUUAUAUAUAGAAGUAACAAGACCAUAUGGAAUUACUGGACUAAUAGAAUAAAUAGUUAAGCUUUUUAUUCAAGACAACAAAAUGUAUUUUUAAAAUGCUGCUAACUAUCGAUGCUGACAGUGUUUCUCUCCUGUGAGUGACCCAAGCAUAUUAUAAAUAGUUGUUACAGAGAAUGGAGCCUGUGCGGUUGAGCAGAAUGUUGCACUCGCUGUGCCUAGACUAGGUGUGACAGCUUUAGGAUUAUGAGGAAAUAAAAUCUUUAAUUUUUUUUUUUCUGUUCCAAAGAUGCAUUCUAUGGGGUGGCCAUAAAGUCUAGAUUUAGAUACUAAUAUUUGUCAUUCAUCAUAAUGGAAUAUCAGUAAGCCAUUUGUUAAAAGCUUUGCCUGGUUUCCAGACUUGGUGGCCACCUUGAGUAAUUCUUUCUGUCCUCUGGGAAGGACAAUUAAAUUUAUUCCUGCUGCCUUAAAAAUACAUAUCCCUUCUUCAUGCAUCAUGACUGUACCCAGCGAGCAUCCUUUACUAUUCCUGGGAGUGACUUUUGUCUAACCCUUCAUACUGGUGAGGAAAAAAAGAAGCUUAUUUCAACACUUCAGUAGUGUUGAAACACAUUAUUUACUUUAUGAAGAUGUCCCAGUGAAUCUGAGUCAAUUCACUGUCUCAUAUAUGAUAUGAGCACAUCUUCCUUACUCUUACCAGUUCCUCUCCUUUUGUCCCUUACGUGAAUGUUCUUUGACUACCUUAGUGAAAAUUUAGACCAGUCUCUUCCUCAUUCUCUCAAUGACAGCAAAGUAAGAUGAUUUGCCUUUUAGGUUUAUACAGUAAAAAUGCCCCGUUCACAUCUAUGAAACAUCAGUGCAUUAUAUUUUAUUGACUCUGAGCACUUUUUAGAAUUUAGAAUUGCAAUUGAAUGCCAGCUGAUGGAGACAGGGUGAAUAUUAGACAUGUAGUAAAGCUCAGGUUUCCUGGGGAACCAGGUACAGAGAAAAACAAAUCUGAUAUGAGGAAAAUUGCACAAUUAGAGCAGUACUGCCAUGGAGACAAUUUCUGCAAACUAGGCAAAGUAGACAGUUAAAGUUAUUAUAUGGAUAACUCAAAAGAGGAAAUUAUGUGCUUUGUUGGAAGCAGAAAAAUCUUCAAACUUCUUUCUUCACUUAUCUUUGUGUUUAGCAGACCUUUCAAUGUGAUCACUGCCUUUGGAUUUUGGGGAAGGGAAUGGGAAAAGGCCCAAUCCCUGUUUACAUAUUUUACUCUUCUAUCCAUCCUUCCCUCCCUCUUCCAGCUUAAAUAGACAAUUGCAGCCAACAUUGAGUCACUCAGUAAGUCUCAGCAAUGUUUGAUUUUGCAGUUGAGGAUCCUGUGCUAGGUGAGACCAAUAAGAGAAAUACCUUUUCCAUGGUCUUGGAAAGAUGAUGUUUAUUUCAUGGUCAGUGGCCUUACAAAAAAAAAAUCUAUUUCUGCUUUUUAUCAACCUUCUAGUUUUCCCUUAAGUAAUUUUGUACAAAUUUAAGUUAUCUUGAAAAUAUUUUGCCAGAAGUAAAAUUAAAGGAACAUCUUUUCUUGGUUUUCCUUCUAUUGCUACACAUGCAGUUCUUUCAUAUUUAAGCAAAGAGAGUAGUUUGGAUGGUCUUUAAGAUUCCAACCCAGCUCUUAAUUCAGCUCUUUCAUGAUCUUAACAGGCUUCCCGCUUACUUAGAACUUGGAAAUGCUGCUGUGUUUAAUACCCUCCAACACUAAUGCAAGCUUAUGACAGGUACCAUUUAUUGAAGGCCUAUUGAGUGAAAUGUGCAGCUUCAGGACCUUUACAAACAAGUCAUCUCAUGUUUCUAGCAUCCUAUGGGAUUGGCAUGCUCUCGCAUUUAUGAACAAAGAAGGCAAGGGUCAGGGAUGUGAAGCAUCUGGCCCAGGCUCCUGCUGCCAAUGAGCAGUGUUGCAGGGACUCAAACCCAGGUUUUCCUGACUCAGAAGACUGAGUUUGUUCCUUGAUGUUAACUACCUGUGUCUUUUCUCAAGCAACCCAGGGCCCCAAGCCUGCUUUGUUCUGCUUGUAGCCUCACAUCAAGAAUAGCAGUCUCUGUAUGAGAAUGUUCUUUUUUUUUUUUUUUUUCCUCCUUUUGCAUAAGCAAAGGAAGCUGCUAGAGGAGAGUCUGAGUCCUUAGGCCUCCUCCCUAAGUCCUCAUUUAUAAAUAGAAUAAUAGGCUGUCCGAGUGGGCUGGGCUUGGGUCCAGGCUAAUCUGCAGAGGAGGCGAGCUCAUGUUCCUUCCCUACCCUUUCUAUGUCCACUGCAUCGUGUCCCUGAAAUGGCCUUCACCUUUGAGCCAUCCCCAGACAUGGUGCUCACACAUAGGCCUGGGCUCCUUGGACAGAUCCAGACACUGCUCACUUUCUUCCCUGAGAUUAGAACAGAUCACUCCCUAACUCCCUCUCCAAACAAGUUCCCGAUGAUAAACGAAUCCUUCUCAAAGUGCUGGUAGGUGAACAAAGUGAUGAUUGAGCAUCUAACACAGGGUAACUCUUGACUUUUGUACCAUCAGCCCUACAUUAUAUUAAUAUUGCACAUUAACAGGACUCUGAAUGCCAAAUUCAAACCUUCACCCAUCAUCUGUUUGUCAUGCAACAGUUGUGGCAGUAACCGGGGGGAGAUUCAUUUCUGUCACUUCCCUGCCACCCUCCAGUGGCCAAACUCACACGAGCUCCAUCAUAACCCAAGGUGUGCCCCUCUCUUUGAUAGGGAAGGAAAAAGGUAAGAAUAGGCACAAAUGAUGGAGGAUUCACAGAGAGCAGUAAUUCUGUGGCCUUUUCUGCUAUUUAAAAUGUUGAGACAGGAUAACUUUAGAUAGAAAGAUGCCUGCACAAACCCAUAAGGAGUAUAUCCUGAGUUCAAUAUUUGACUUCAUCCAUUUGUCUAAGGAGCUUAAGCCUGCUGGAGGUCUUUGCUCAAAUCACAUAUUUCCAAAUGUGUUAAUGUAUAGGCAUUCUUAUGAUUACUAUUUAUUUACUCCACGCUAAGCACGUUACUUGCAUUUUCUAAUUAAAUCCUCAACAAUUACCUAAUGUAAUUAGUUGGUAAUUGAUAAUAGAUAUUAUCUCAAUUAACAUGCCUCCUUAUAUUUAAAAGCUGAAAUAAUCCUGUUCAUUUAAACAUGUAUUUUCAUGUACCUAUAUGGAUUAAUCAGGAAAUUUAAAAGGGCCUUCUUUUGUACCUUUCCCUAGUUUGAGCUCCCCAUUCUCAUUAGUAGAUAAAACAAUGUGUUCGCUCCAGCCUGGAAUCUUUGCUGUUGGUGCUCUGGUGCUGAGACAGAAAAGGGCGCUCAGUGGGUCAUCAUGGUAGUUGCACACUGUGGAUACAGAGGGCACGCAUCUCAUCUGUACUCUGUUGGGUUACAGGAUCUCAGGAGGCAUUUGUGUCCACCUGAUGAAUUUCCUUUAUUACCUUUCAUUUAACACACAGUGUCUUUUCUUUCUGCAGUCGAUUUUGCCAGAGAGGCAAUUCAUAAGGUGAAGGCCAGUUCGCCGGUUCACCAUACGAAUUGCUUUCUCAUUAUCCUCUUCCAUUUUUACUAACUCCUUGGUCAGUGUUUCAAAUGAAGAACCCAGUAAUGGAGACUUCUUUUAAUAUGGGAGUGUGGUCUGGUCAUAAGUUAUCAUUCCUUUCCAUAUAUAACUAGCCCAGUCUUGUUUCCAGAUGAGAAGUGUGUAAGACCCAGAUGUUGAGAAACCAUGAACCUGUAUUUUAACUAUGAAAAAAAUCUGCUUCCUGCAUCCAUUGAGACCAUAUUAUAAUUACCAUUGCUUGUAUAUGCCAUACGUUAUCUUCCUUGUAACAAAUUGCACAGUUCUUGCCAGAAUAAAUGCCAUUAUCUGUAUGCUUCAGGGAAUUCCCCAAUUUGAUCAUUUUGUGUAUGUGAGAGAUUUGCUAAAACAUUUCUAAAAGGGUGAAAGCUCUUGUAUGGCAUAGAUAUGAAUUCCUUCCACUACUCAUAAUUAGGUUAUCCAGGAAGCAUAGUGUCAUUCUUUAAAUAAAAGAUUUCCUGUUUAAAACUUUUCACAGGAGCAGACCACCUGGAAGAUUCUCCCUGGGGUUGAUGUGUGUCUAAUUCAUUUUAUAAACCAUUCUUUUCUUCAUUUUAAAGCUUCGGCUACAAAGUGAGAAAUGUACUCAAUAAAAGCAAACUAUUUUGUAUUUAACUUAGAGAAGAGUAAAGGGAAGAAAAAUGAAAACUCAGUCUUUAUGUAAGCUCCAAGGAUAUUAGGGCUUAGAGGGCUUUUCUAGUUUUAUGAGAAUUUGUACUACUGAAUUUUAUAUAUUCUUGUUUCUGAGAUGAACAGAUCUCUGGGGGGAAAUUGUUGAGUUACAAUGGCAUUUCACUGUGAUCCCUCUCAAGCUCAGAUCAGUUCUCUAACCCAGUGACAGCCUGUCUCUUUGGUUUACUGUCUUGUGAAAUGUCAGCUCAAGUUUCCCAGAAGCCGUGUGUUUACGAUGAGUCAGAGUGCUUUUCCUCAGUGUGACAGUUGUUGGCCUUCUUAAUUUUGGUCUAUGUGCUUAAUUCAAAGUAUCUAAACCUAUAGUCUGAUCUGUAUAUGCUAUCCUGUUAAUUGUAUUAUUGAUGAUUUUGGUUUUCUUGCUUGAAGAUUGAUUAAUACUUUUCAAUUUGAUAGAAAUAAAAGGUUUUUCCUGCUUGUAACUAG
Molecule: messenger RNA, 6810 nt
Organism: Microcebus murinus (gray mouse lemur)
Lineage: Eukaryota; Metazoa; Chordata; Mammalia; Primates; Cheirogaleidae
Gene: AK4
Product: adenylate kinase 4
Biological process (GO): nucleobase-containing compound metabolic process
Cellular component (GO): mitochondrion
Molecular function (GO): ATP binding; AMP kinase activity
Source: RefSeq, a predicted model, not a curated record